AUGGACUCUUCUGUUCCUGCUGCUGCCCCUGUCCCAGCCCUGGCCCUGGUCCUAGCUCCAGCCCUCCCGCAGGCCCCCCAGGCACUCCCUGGCCUAUUAAGUCCAUCACCACUUGCUUCCAGACAGCAUGUAGGUGGCAGUGAAAGAGGAGUUUGCCUUUGGAGGCCCUGGCUGUCCUCUACAAAUGACCCACCAACGGAGGUGAGGAAACUCAUAGACUCGGCUACUGGUGGGGCAACAGGUGCCAAAGUCACCAAGGCUAACUCCGAGUUCCAUCACCCUGUCAGGUUCUUCUGGCCUAAAUCCCACUCUUUUGACUACCUGUACAGUGAUGGGGAGAUUCUGCUGCAGAACUUCCCUGUCCAGGCCACCAUCAAUCUAUAUGAGGACUCAAACAGUGAAGAGGAGGAGGAAGAGGAGGAGGAG
This is a messenger RNA of Lynx canadensis (Canada lynx), 426 nucleotides long. RefSeq names its product ripply transcriptional repressor 1 (gene RIPPLY1). The transcript has 4 exons. Gene Ontology annotation, biological process: negative regulation of transcription by RNA polymerase II; embryonic pattern specification. NCBI's taxonomy places the organism in Eukaryota, Metazoa, Chordata, Mammalia, Carnivora, Felidae. The record is from RefSeq and is a predicted model, not a curated record. Gene Ontology annotation, cellular component: nucleus. The annotation marks the transcript as partial.